UGGAAGUAUUUGAACAUACUGAUAUGAAUUUCAAUUGUACCGAUUAUGAUAUUAUGCUUUGUGAGCUCGGAUUACACAACCGGACUGCGUGUUGUGAGCCACCUCCGACACCAGCACUACCACCAAAAGAUAUGAAUCAAACAGUGAGGAUUUUCUUAUAUAGCCUGAUAUUCUUGCUGAGCAUCCUCGGAAAUGCCCUGAUAAUUGCAGUCCUGGUGCGAAACAAGCAGAUGAGAACUAUGACUAAUCUAUUCCUGCUCUCCCUGGCUGUGAGCGACCUGAUGCUGUGCCUGUUCUGUAUGCCGUUCACCCUCAUCCCAAACCUCAUGAAGGAUUUCAUAUUUGGCAGUGGAGUCUGUAAAAUUGCUACCUACUUCAUGGGUAUCUCUGUAAGCGUGUCCACUUUCAGUCUGGUUGCCAUUUCCUUGGAGCGCUACAGUGCGAUCUGUAACCCUCUGCAGUCGAGAGUGUGGCAAACCAAGUCCCAUGCCUUGAAAGUGAUCACUGCUACCUGGUUUGUCUCAUUCAUUCUCAUGCUACCAUACCCUAUCUCAAGCACCUUGGUUCCCUUCACCAGAGACAAUAACAGCACUGGUAACAUGUGCCGUCUCACCUGGUCCAGUGACAUCAUCCAGCAAUCCUGGUACAUUUUCCUGUUACUGAUUCUUUUCCUUGUACCUGGAAUUGUAAUGAUGACGGCAUAUGGAUUCAUCUCUCUGGAACUGUACAGAGGAAUACAGUUUGAACUAAUUCAUAGGAGAUCCUCCCGAGAGAGAAAAAUCAGCAGCAGCAGCAUCAAACACGCCAACGGGGAUGGCUGCUACAUCCAGAGGUCCAAAAAGAAGAAGAUGGAAAUGCAGCAGCUGCCCAGUGCCAACAGUAUUAAGAUCAACAGGGCCAGAAGCAACAGCUCCACAGCCCACCUGGUGGCAAAGAAGAGGGUGAUCCGCAUGCUGAUCGUCAUUGUGAUUCUGUUCUUCACCUGCUGGACUCCCAUCUUCACUGUCAACGCCUGGCGAGCGUUCGACAGGGUCUCAGCGGACAGGCUGCUGUCUGGGGCUCCCAUAUCCUUCAUCCACCUGCUCUCCUACACGUCCGCCUGCGUUAACCCUCUCAUUUACUGUUUCAUGAACAAACGCUUCCGUCUGGCCUUUCUGGACACUUUUGCAUGUUGCAAGCAAACCCACAACUUGCCACGAGAUGUGGAAGAGGAUGUAACUACAACAGCGGCCAGUCUUUCCAAGUACACUUACAGCAGCAUCAGUAUAUCAGCCCAGGCACAGACUGAUUGAAAUACUCACGGUAAACGGUCACAUAUCAAAGCGUUGGGGAUGUGUACUGUUGAGCUAUUAAUGGGAUAAAAACUUGUGCUGUACUUUGACUUGUAAACUUUUUCAAAGUGCAGACGGUAAAGAACACUAUUGUAUUGUUCUCCAGUUCAGAGAGAAAUACCGGAUAGAAACCCUUUUCUGAAACAUUGAUUGUGCUUUAGAUAGGCUAAUGAUUCUGUACUACAUUUCAGAGUUUGACAUUCCAAUGGUCAAACUCUGACAUGCACUGAAUGCAGUGUCAUCAUGUUAUAAAUAAAGACUAGA
Acipenser ruthenus (sterlet) is the source of this 1595-nucleotide messenger RNA. RefSeq names its product cholecystokinin A receptor (gene cckar). Bases 24 to 1292 code for a protein of 422 amino acids. The transcript is spliced from 5 exons. NCBI's taxonomy places the organism in Eukaryota, Metazoa, Chordata, Actinopteri, Acipenseriformes, Acipenseridae. Gene Ontology annotation, cellular component: membrane. Gene Ontology annotation, molecular function: neuropeptide receptor activity; cholecystokinin receptor activity. The record is from RefSeq and is a predicted model, not a curated record. Gene Ontology annotation, biological process: neuropeptide signaling pathway.